CGCAGAUCGGUAACACCAUUUAUCUCAGCUUCGUUAUUGGUCGCACAUUUCCUACGUAUUGAUAUACACAAUGCGUUUAAGAAUACCUGCCGGUAUUUUAUUUGCGAUGACGUGUGCUAUCAUUCCCACACAAGGAGGUUUCCAGGCUUACCAAAAACCUCAGUAUCUGAGGAAGAAAACAGGGCGUGACACCAGCCGUGACUUGCUAGUUACAAAGAAAGCCUGGUUUGACAUAGAAGUGGACGGUAAACCAGCCGGCAGAAUAGUAAUAGGAUUGUUCUGCGAGACAGUACCAGUGACAUGUCAAAACUUUGCCGCCUUGGCCAGAGGCAACUGGAGAAAUGACGAGAAGUUUGGUUACAAAAAUACCAUAAUUCAUCGUAUUGUGCAGGACUUCGUGAUUCAGGCUGGCGAUAUUACAGUCGGAGACGGAAGUGGAGGAAAGUCGAUCUAUGGGCCUUACUUCAUGGAUGAAAAUUUUUACUUAAGUCACAAUGGACCGGGGUGGGUUUCCAUGGCAAAUUCUGGUCCGGACACGAACAAUUCUCAAUUCUUUAUCACAUUAAACACGGCCAGGUGGUUGGAUGGUCAACAUGUGGUUUUUGGCAAGGUAAUCGAAGGAAUGGACGUCUUGUACAAACUCGGCGAUUUACAAGUAACUAAAUACGCAUUUCCUAAAAAAACUGUGCGAUUUUCAGACACGGGAGUAGAGCACGUGGAAAAGCCUUAUGUAUUAGAGUUACCUGCUAAAAAGUCGCCUGAGCCGAAGAAGAAAAGUAAAUAGACCAGGGACAUAUUUUUGUUUUAUAAUUCAUCACAGUCGCUUAAAGCAGUAUGAUUGUAAUCAUUUUAAAAUAAAUAAAUAAAUUGGGCUAAUAUUAUAAUUA
This is a messenger RNA of Saccoglossus kowalevskii, 887 nucleotides long. Its product is annotated as peptidyl-prolyl cis-trans isomerase B-like. NCBI's taxonomy places the organism in Eukaryota, Metazoa, Hemichordata, Enteropneusta, Harrimaniidae. Gene Ontology annotation, cellular component: intracellular membrane-bounded organelle; cytoplasm. Gene Ontology annotation, molecular function: cyclosporin A binding; peptidyl-prolyl cis-trans isomerase activity. Gene Ontology annotation, biological process: protein peptidyl-prolyl isomerization; protein folding. The record is from RefSeq and is a predicted model, not a curated record.